This is a messenger RNA of Microtus oregoni (creeping vole), 6140 nucleotides long. RefSeq names its product argonaute RISC catalytic component 3 (gene Ago3). The transcript is spliced from 19 exons. The coding region runs from base 97 to 2679 and encodes 860 amino acids. NCBI's taxonomy places the organism in Eukaryota, Metazoa, Chordata, Mammalia, Rodentia, Cricetidae. Gene Ontology annotation, biological process: regulation of stem cell proliferation; regulatory ncRNA-mediated gene silencing. Gene Ontology annotation, molecular function: protein binding; RNA binding. The record is from RefSeq and is a predicted model, not a curated record.
GCCUGACAACGGCUCCUCUGCCCGGCCCGAGGGCGUCCCUUCGUCGCCUCAGCGGCGGCACCGUUCUCUCGUGAAGCACUCCCCCCAGCUCCAUGAAUGGAAAUCGGCUCCGCAGGACCCAUUGGGGCCCAGCCCCUACUCAUAGUGCCCAGAAGACCUGGAUAUGGCACUAUGGGCAAACCCAUUAAACUGCUGGCUAACUGUUUUCAAGUUGAAAUCCCAAAGAUUGAUGUCUACCUCUAUGAGGUAGAUAUUAAACCAGACAAGUGUCCUAGGAGAGUGAACAGGGAAGUAGUUGACUCAAUGGUUCAGCAUUUCAAAGUGACUAUAUUUGGAGACCGUAAACCAGUCUAUGAUGGGAAAAGGAGCCUUUACACAGCCAAUCCACUUCCUGUGGCAACUACUGGGGUAGAUUUAGAUGUUACAUUACCUGGGGAAGGUGGCAAAGAUCGACCUUUCAAGGUGUCAGUCAAAUUUGUAUCCCGGGUGAGUUGGCACCUGCUACAUGAAGUGCUGACGGGACGGACUUUGCCUGAGCCACUGGAAUUAGACAAGCCAAUCAGCACUAACCCGGUCCAUGCCGUUGACGUGGUGCUACGACAUCUGCCCUCCAUGAAAUAUACACCUGUGGGGCGUUCCUUUUUCUCAGCUCCAGAAGGAUAUGACCACCCUCUGGGAGGGGGCAGGGAAGUAUGGUUUGGAUUCCAUCAAUCUGUUCGGCCUGCCAUGUGGAAAAUGAUGCUAAAUAUUGAUGUUUCUGCCACUGCCUUCUACAAAGCACAACCUGUAAUUCAGUUCAUGUGUGAAGUUCUUGACAUUCAUAACAUUGAUGAGCAACCCAGACCUCUGACUGAUUCUCAUCGGGUCAAAUUCACUAAGGAGAUAAAAGGUCUGAAGGUUGAAGUGACUCAUUGUGGAACAAUGAGACGGAAAUACCGUGUUUGUAAUGUAACAAGAAGGCCCGCCAGCCAUCAAACCUUUCCUUUGCAGUUAGAAAACGGCCAGACUGUGGAGAGAACUGUAGCACAGUAUUUCAGAGAAAAGUACUCUCUUCAGCUGAAGUACCCCCACCUUCCCUGUCUGCAAGUGGGGCAGGAGCAGAAGCAUACGUACCUGCCGCUGGAAGUCUGUAAUAUUGUGGCUGGGCAACGAUGUAUCAAGAAACUAACCGACAAUCAGACUUCUACUAUGAUUAAGGCAACAGCAAGAUCUGCACCAGAUAGACAAGAGGAAAUUAGCAGAUUGGUAAGAAGUGCAAAUUAUGAAACAGAUCCAUUCGUUCAGGAGUUCCAAUUUAAAGUCCGGGAUGAAAUGGCCCACGUAACCGGACGUGUACUUCCGGCACCUAUGCUGCAGUAUGGAGGACGGAACCGGACAGUGGCAACACCAAGCCACGGUGUGUGGGACAUGCGAGGAAAACAGUUCCAUACAGGAGUUGAAAUCAAAAUGUGGGCCAUAGCUUGUUUUGCCACACAGAGGCAGUGCAGAGAGGAGAUCCUGAAAGGUUUCACGGACCAGCUGCGGAAGAUUUCCAAGGAUGCGGGGAUGCCCAUCCAGGGUCAGCCUUGCUUCUGCAAAUACGCGCAGGGAGCAGACAGCGUGGAGCCCAUGUUCCGGCAUCUCAAGAACACCUACUCAGGACUGCAGCUCAUUAUCGUCAUCCUGCCCGGGAAGACGCCAGUGUAUGCGGAGGUGAAACGUGUAGGAGACACACUUUUGGGGAUGGCUACACAGUGUGUGCAAGUCAAGAAUGUGAUCAAAACGUCUCCUCAGACUCUCUCAAACUUGUGCCUAAAAAUCAAUGUUAAGCUUGGAGGAAUCAAUAAUAUUCUUGUACCUCAUCAAAGACCUUCUGUGUUCCAGCAACCAGUGAUCUUCCUGGGCGCAGAUGUCACUCACCCACCUGCUGGGGAUGGGAAGAAGCCCUCCAUCGCUGCUGUUGUAGGUAGCAUGGACGCCCAUCCAAGCAGAUACUGUGCCACAGUAAGAGUUCAGAGACCUCGGCAGGAGAUCAUCCAGGACUUGGCCUCCAUGGUCCGGGAACUGCUCAUCCAGUUUUAUAAGUCAACCCGAUUCAAACCUACUCGCAUUAUCUUUUAUCGGGAUGGUGUUUCAGAAGGGCAGUUUAGACAGGUAUUAUACUAUGAGUUACUAGCAAUUCGAGAAGCCUGUAUCAGUUUGGAGAAAGACUAUCAACCUGGAAUAACCUACAUUGUAGUUCAGAAGAGACAUCACACACGAUUGUUUUGUGCUGACAGAACAGAAAGGGUUGGGAGAAGUGGCAACAUCCCAGCUGGAACCACAGUUGACACCGACAUCACGCACCCAUAUGAAUUUGACUUCUAUCUCUGUAGCCAUGCUGGGAUACAGGGAACCAGCCGCCCUUCACACUAUCACGUCUUGUGGGAUGACAACUGCUUCACCGCGGAUGAGCUCCAGCUGCUGACGUACCAGCUCUGUCACACCUACGUGCGCUGCACAAGAUCCGUCUCUAUCCCUGCACCAGCGUACUAUGCUCACCUGGUGGCAUUCAGAGCCAGAUACCAUCUUGUGGACAAGGAGCAUGACAGUGCUGAAGGAAGCCACGUUUCAGGACAGAGCAAUGGGCGAGAUCCACAGGCUCUUGCCAAGGCUGUGCAGAUUCACCAAGAUACCUUACGCACAAUGUACUUCGCUUAACAAGUCCAAGUGUGUUCUCUGAGAGGACGAGCUGAAAGACGAGUCAACAUACAAUGUAUGUUUCAGUGGAGUCCGCUCACUGGGGAUGCUCCAGCCACACAGAGGCCAACACUAUAUAGGGGUCUGGUCCUUUUGCUGGUCCAAGGAAAACGGUUUACUCUGUCAAGGAACACAGCACCAUUAUGCACUAGGAAACCAGCCAGCUGCUUUUCGGCAGUCUCCUAUAGGAAGCAUAGCGGUUGUUUUAUUUCCAUUUCUUACAGUCUAACCCUUUUAAUGCCUUUACCUCAAGUUGCUUGGCAGCACAACUAUCUUUGCAAAAAAGUAAAGAAAAAGUGAAUGAUGGUUAAAGAACACACACCUACACAAGCAAUGAUUGUUCAGUUACAUGUGCAGAAAAAGUAAUGUGCAUUUAUCUAUUCUUGUAAAGGAGUCUGUAUUUUAAAUACACACAUAUGUAUACUUCAUGUGCAUAUAUAUCUAGAUCGAGACAAAGAUAUAUAUGUAUCUGUGUCUAUAUUUUAUAGUUCAUUCCACUGGGGAGCUUUCUUUCCCUCGUAUCCCUCCGUAUGCCACUGUCAUUUCUUUCACUACCUACUUGCCUUCAGCAUCUACACUUUUGUCCCUACCGCUACAAAUGACACUCGUGUUCAUAUUUAUGACCCAUUUGAAGUAAAGCAUGGCAAACUAGAUUUGUUUUCGUUUACAUACCCUACUCCUAACUCCUAUCUCUUACAUGAUCUGAAUCCUCGUCUCUUGAGGCCAUAUUUGCCAGUGUCUGCUUCUUCUUGUCCUGGACUUAACCUUUGCCAUGUGUGCACUGUGUCUAGAAGCGGGGCCACCCGAGUAUCCCUUUCUGCAGUGAGCGUGUUAAAGCUGCUAUCAAUACGAACCCUUGUCAGAAGUCUUUCUGAUCAGGGACAAAUGUUCUGAAGCCUCUGUUUGUGCGAGUUAUACCUGGAAAUCCCUCAAAGCUUUUAUAAAGGGGAAAUAUUUUAAAAAUCUGAAACUCUAUAGGACGGAAAGAGAAAAGGAAUUAGGGUUUUGUUUUAUGCUAGUUUACUCACUACCCUCAUACCUUAAUGUGAUUUUCAUAUAUACAUUUUAUAUAUGUGUAUGUGUAUAGAUAAACAUACGUGUAUGUUGAAGUAUAGCUCCUUUUGCUUUUAUACUCAAUAGAAUAAUAGUGCUUUAAUGAUCAUAAACUGCAUUGGCUACACCUUUUAUAGAAAUGUAACCAUGUUUAAUAAUAGACUAGUUUUUCUCUCUUUUAGUGCAAUAAUCAGUUUUAAAGGAAAGUUGUGUCUGUCGUCUUCACCACGGACAACAGGAACAGGCACCUCUGUCAUUUAAAAGGGGGCAAAGUAAUACAGCCUUAAUUUCAGAAGGAGAGCUUCAUAAUUUUCAGUUUUAAAGCACGUCCAGGAAGUAAAAUGACUAAAUGAGGCUCACCUGAGAGAUGGAAACACAGUUGCACUUCAGCUUGAAAGAACAGCAGUGAUGGCCAGGAAGCGGUGGUGCACGCCUUUAACCCCAGCACUCGGGAGACAGCCUGGUCUCCAGAGCAAAUGCCAAGACAGCCAUGACUAUACAGAGAAACCCUGUCUCCAAAAACAAACAAAAAAAGACAGUGAACACCUUAAGGUUUAAAGAUUUUUUAAUUAUUUAAAAUAGAUCUUGAUUGUUCAAGAAUUGUGCUUCUUUGACCAAAAGAAAUCAAGAAAAUACUGGGUGGGGUUUUUUCCUAUCUUUUCACCAGUGUAACUUUCUCUUUCAAACUAAGAUGACAAUGACAAAGGAAUUUAGGACUUUGACCAUUUAAAGUUAGUUAAGUUUCUGAACAUGGGGGAAAUCUUUAAAAGCUUAUUUUUCUCCACUUCUUAGUCAAUAACUUUCGUUGAUUACUUUUAGGCUGCCAACGCUGAGUUUCUCAGUGAUGUAGGGUUCAGGGAACUUUGUACUCUGUAAUUCAUGAAAAUUGCAUCUGAAUUUUCUCUGUUCUUAUUAACACACUGGUUCGGGGACAGACACUACAGCUUGCUGUGGGCGCUGUCAGCCUUUCAGGAACUCCAUCUGCGUGUGGAAAGUGGUGGACCUAGAUCUUCAUUUGCUUGCUGCCUCUAAUCCACUGCUAGUGCCCAUUUACUGCACUUUGAGAGCCUGAACUCUGAGCCCAUGUCCUCCCUGACAGAAAACUAAGAAAGUACUAUAUUUUUCCUUUCAUUGCUUUGAAGGAUCUAAGCUGCAAUUCUCAAUGCCAUUUCAAAGCACUUUACAAAGGAUAUUUGUGUAACUUGUAAAUUCUUUUCCCUUCCAAAACUUUCCCAUCUCCUCCCUGGCCAAAGGAAAAUUCCUUGAAACAUGUUUGGGGUUGGUUUGUUCGCUUGCUUGCUUUGGAGACAAAGUCUCCCUAUAUUGCCAUGCUGGCCUCCAGCACCUGGGCUCCAACAGUCUUCUGGCCUCAGCCUCCCUGGUAGCUGGACCAUAGGGUUCCUACCACCGUGUCUGGCUGUUUGGGAAGAUGGGCAAGAGAAGAGAAUAGUGCAGCCUCUGUCUGUGCAGUGUAAGUAAAACAUCUUCCUCUGUCUGCGGCUUCUGCAUAUAUUCAUGUGAGGGACUUAGGGAGCAACAUGGACACCCUGUCUUUUUCCUGACCUUGGAUCUCACGUGUACCAGAGUGAAGCCCUUACUUUAACUCUUAUUUGGAAGGAUUUUUUUUUAAAGGGGAAAGAUUUUUUUUCCUAAAAUAUAAGGUUUUAUCUUUGAAUGGUUUCUUUUUUAGAAUGCUCUUACAUUAUUCAGUCUUGCUAGUUUAAGAUAAUUAACUUAGAAGAAUAUGUAUAGUAUAUUUCUAUUUUCCAUCGACUAAGAAAUUGGUAUACCAAACUCAAUGCCAACAAACUUUGUGUUUAGAGUUUUAAGGUAAAAGGCUUAUGGAAAAUACUUCUUAAAAUUUAUAGUAAUUAUUUUUGCACUUCUGGAUAGAAUUCCUAAUCGUUUUCUCAAGUUCCUUUUUUAGUUUAAACCUCAUGAAACCAUAGUAACUUUUCGUUUCUGUCCCUCCUCUUGCUCACUAGCUCAUGAAUGUUGGCCUGCGGGUUUUUAUGGCAUAUCUCAUAAGGCUGAUCAAAACAAAUAUCAGUCUAAACAACCGAAUAAUUGGUUUCCAUGUGAGGAAGAGUUGGGAGCUUAAUAUAUGUUCUGGAUGGCAAAUGUGUCUCUGCAGUGUGCAUGUUACAUGAUUCUGUAUUGUAAUGUGUAAGCGCUGGUAUUGAGACGUGUGUUAAUGAUUCUGUAGCUGCUAUAUUUACUUAGGGAGAGGCGACAUUGCUGCACUAACCAAUAAGAUGUGCCAGAUGCCAGGCUCGCAUCCGACCCUUUGGAUUUGUUAGGGAACUUUAGGGACAUAAAUUAUGAAGGUGACAGCAGGUACUUGAAACAGCUCUAGCUCCAAUCUAGUA